Messenger RNA from Thunnus maccoyii (southern bluefin tuna), 3990 nucleotides. It is a transcript of the gene mosmoa, whose product is annotated as modulator of smoothened a. The record is from RefSeq and is a predicted model, not a curated record. NCBI's taxonomy places the organism in Eukaryota, Metazoa, Chordata, Actinopteri, Scombriformes, Scombridae. Gene Ontology annotation, biological process: negative regulation of smoothened signaling pathway. Bases 932 to 1435 code for a protein of 167 amino acids. The transcript is spliced from 3 exons. Gene Ontology annotation, cellular component: Golgi apparatus; ciliary membrane.
GAACGUGAAGACGCUGAGCUAUGUGUGUGUAUGUGUGUGUGUGUCUGUUUGACGCUGCGUGGGGGUGUUCGCCUGAUGUCAUUUGGUAGAAAGGGAGGCUGAGCUAACGGUGGGCAUACGGGUGGAAAGCACAACAAUAACGGUGCCGUUUAACCGCCCAGUUUGGGAUCUAUCAAGUCGCUUUUGGAUUGAAAUACGCAGCGUUGAACACCGAGUCCAGCCUACUCCUCCUCCUCCUUCUCCUCAGAAGAAGAAGAAGAAGAAGAAGAAGAAGAAGAAGAAGAGGGGGUGAAGCUGGCUGGCUAACGGGCUGAAAGUACCAGAUGCUUUUCCAGCGGAGAAGAAGAACGGGCUCGAGUAAGCAAGAGAGGGUGAUGGCUUCUCGUUUUCCUGACGGAUAACGUUAGUCCUUCGCUUAAAAAAAGUGAGGGGGACUUUGCUUUGCUUCCUCUGCACCUACGUUUGUGUGACAUUGCGUCUGAAAUGUUAGCGCAGUCGUGCUCUCGGCCGUCGAGCAGUUUCUGGGCCGCAGCUCGGCACACCGAGCCCGAAUCUGGGAAGUAGCUAGCUAGCUGCCUGCUAGCCGCAGCUGUACCCGAUGCUGCUGCUGCUGCUGUUGCUGCUGCUGCUAAACGGAUCCAAAAGACAACAAAAGCGGUUCAGGGCCCCGGCGCCGAUUGAGCUAUUGUUUUACCUUACUGGACUACAGCGUGGCAUUUGAGAUGUGAUGCUCUUUGUAGCUGGAGGCUCUCGCUUGCUUGACGCGGAGGAGCUAACAUUGCUGCAAAAUGCACAGCAGAACCACAACAGCAGGCUCCUGUUGAAGGGGGCGAGGUUAGACUGAUAACAGCCCACCCUGUGGCUCACAUUUGGACACCGACCGACCACCACAUUUUCCCCCACGUCAUUCACCGCUUCCUCAGCUGGCGAUAUGGAUAAGCUGACCAUCAUUUCAGGGUGCCUGUUUCUGGCAGCAGAUAUAUUUGCAAUAGCCAGCAUUGCAAACCCAGACUGGAUCAACACCGGUGAAUCAGCAGGUGCCCUUACAGUCGGUCUAGUCCGGCAAUGUCAGACCAUCCACGGACGAGACCGGACCUGUAUUCCGCCACGGCUUCCCCCAGAGUGGGUCACCACACUUUUCUUCAUCAUCAUGGGCAUCAUCUCCCUCACAGUCACCUGUGGACUGCUUGUGGCAUCACACUGGCGCAGAGAAGCCACCAAAUACGCCCGCUGGAUCGCCUUUACUGGCAUGAUCCUGUUCUGCAUGGCGGCGCUCAUCUUCCCCAUAGGCUUCUAUAUCAACGAGGUGGGAGGCCAGCCGUACAAGCUGCCCAACAACACGGUGGUCGGCUCCUCGUACGUGCUGUUUGUCCUCUCCAUCUUCUUCACCAUAGUUGGACUGCUGUUCGCAGGCAAAGUUUGCCUUCCAGGCUGAGGACUCGACCACGCCUGCCUCUGGACUGACGCAAGAGGCUCUGAAAAAUGUAUGGGAUUUACAAAACACACAAUGACUGAAAAUCAAAAAACAACAAACUCUGGCCAGAAGCCUGAAACAGGGAAGUCUCUGAUUAUGUGUCAAGGGGACCGCAGCACCGCGGAGUACCUAACUACUAAAAGAGGAAAACGAAUAAACGAACAAAACACUAAGAGGGAGAUAUGGGCACAAAGGGGUGGAGGAGUGUGAGAGAGAGCAGCUGAGGCUGUUGCUGCACCCUGCUACUGUUCAUUUAAAAUAUGGCCGUCUCUCUGUUGUUGUUCUAUUGGAAAGGGUGCUUAAUGUGCCGCUGUCAUGGCAACCGCAGGCAUAAUGCUGGCACACAGUUCUUGAGGACCACUACAGCCACUCCUCGACUUGACUCCCGGGCGCCCGCCCCGCCACCCUCAGCACACAUCCGCGCCGUCAUGACCGCUCCUGUUGCUAUUUUUGGCUUCUCUUUGCUAUUUCAGUUGUGUGUUUUUCUGUUGCUGUACAUUUUAUGUUCUUUAGCCCCCCACCCCCACCCCUCACCCCCCACCUCCUCCCCGCCUUUCCGCUGAAGUAGUUUGAGUGUAAAUGAGGUUCACUGAACUGAACCCUUGAGGGGGAAGGGGGGUUUCUGCCAACUUGGCUGUAGAGCAGGGUUUAUUCUCGCCUGUCACGUCACAAGGCCCCAGGUGUGUGGUUUGGGGAGAGCAGCUGUGAUCCCAGCUGUCUGGACUAGCACACACACACACUUCUGUGGACGAGAGGAAGGGGCAGGUGUGUGAGCUCUUUGUCUCCAACCAGCCCGUAGCCCAGGAGCAGGUAGCAAGGAGGGGUGACCUCCCUGGGCUGCGAGCGCAGACCCUGUUCUCUGAGCCCAAGCAGAACGGGAGGUCAGGCACCAUAAAGGAGAAUGCCACUCAAUGUAAGACCUUGCAUUAUGUUAUUUAUAUGCUAUACUAGAGCAGCAGAAGAAUAAGCAGUAGAGUGUAGACAGCGGUUUUGCUAAGCUAAACCCAUGACACUAAUGCACAUCCUUUGCCAAUAAACAGAAGACUGUGAAUUUAUAAUCUCCAUCUGAGCAUCAACACCUCUAGUAUUUGUAGUAAUAAUCCUAAUUCUGUAAAUUACAGCCACAAGCACUGUGGCCUUUUCAAAGGAUUGUUCAAAAGUGUCCAUCACUGUGGUGUAGGGGGUUGAGAUGAACUUGUAUAUUGCCAACUAUAGCAGACAGUAUUGACUUUUAUAAACAGAAGCUGUAGUCGUAUUAAGGUGUGAAAAUAACAUAUGUGAACGCUGAAAAUUGGUGGUAUUCUCCUUUAACGUUGGACAGGAAAUGAGCGAGCCAGGAGCAUUUUUGUCUUGUGUUUGUAUGACGGUGAAGGCACUGGGACUGCAGGUCAGGUCCAUGCAUGGGGCUGUGCCUCAGUGUGCUGCUCUUGAGGUUUGUGAAUGUAAAACACACACACACACACACACACACACACACACACACAUGAUUAAGUUCUUGAUUAAUUGCUUUGUCUGUUAAAUCUCUGAAAAUAGUGAAAAAUGGCAAAGUGAUUUCUUCAAAUUGUGUUUUUUGUCACAAGAUCAAUUUCUGAUUUAAAAAAAAAAAAAACUUUAAAUGUUUUUUUGUUUUUUUUUACAUAAAUACAAAAAAACAUGUUUCAGAAUAUUCUUUAGUAAAUACAAUAUUUAGUUUUAAACCAUCAUUGGGUAAAAAGGUUAAAUAUCCAUUUUUCUAUAACAGAAACACAACAAAACACUAAAUUGUUCUCUUUCAGCUUCAUUUUUCCAAGUACAACACUAUAUAUCCAGACCUCUUCCAUCUCUUCAUAUUUAUAGAUAACCAGAACUAAAUUCAAAGUCAGUCUAUAGUUACUUUCACACACCUGCCCAUUAAUCCAAUUUCCAAAGGUCUGCAGCAAAUCUGAAAUCAGUGAGUGGUAUUUCUGCUUGAAAAAUAAAUUAAAGACUUAAUUGAUUAUAAGAAUAAGUCACAAACUCACACAUAAGCUCAAUAUAGGGAACAUACAACCUAUCAACCUUCACCUUUACUGUCAUGUUUGUGUGUGUGUGUGUGUGUGUGUGUGUGUGUUUCAACAAUCACAGAGCUUGACCGCUAAGUCUUAGAGUUUGGUUCUGUAUUUCUGUUUCCUGCUCAGUUUUUCUCACUCUCGGUCUGAUGUAUACCGAUGGCUAUACACCCUGCAGUGCCCUGUCCUCGGUUGGUUCAGUAUUGUGCCAUGACCUGUUUUUGUUUAAUAAUGUACAGACACAACAAGGCAGGAUUUUCUGUAUUAGGAAGCACUGUGCAUUCAACAGUAUAGAUAACAGAAAUAGAAGCACCACAAAUGUAUAAAAAAAGAGAACUUCUUACCUCAUUGUUUUUGUUUCUGCUAUUAUUUUCUAAUGGUGGCAAUGUGUGCCCUCUAAUUUGUCUCUUUGCCUUGAUCGGAUGUCUACACAUAAAGCCUAUGGUCAUAGGAAAUUAUUUAUCACUGAAUAAAAAGAGAAAAAAUGGG